Molecule: messenger RNA, 1793 nt
Organism: Danio aesculapii
Lineage: Eukaryota; Metazoa; Chordata; Actinopteri; Cypriniformes; Danionidae
Product: cytochrome P450 2J4
Exons: 11
Coding region: 176-1669 (497 amino acids)
Biological process (GO): xenobiotic metabolic process
Cellular component (GO): intracellular membrane-bounded organelle; cytoplasm
Molecular function (GO): iron ion binding; heme binding; oxidoreductase activity, acting on paired donors, with incorporation or reduction of molecular oxygen, reduced flavin or flavoprotein as one donor, and incorporation of one atom of oxygen
Source: RefSeq, a predicted model, not a curated record
CGUCAGCCUCCUGCAACUUUCUCUCAAGUUUUUUUUUUCAUUCGAGCCGCAGUUAUUGAUUCUCUCUUUAUCCACUGCGUGGUUAAUAAACUGCAUUCUCUUUUUGCAGGAGCAACUGAAAGUUCAGCAGACGCUCAUUUAUUCUUCAGAUGCCACACAAAACAAGUGCUUAAAGAUGUCAUCAGUGUUCUCUCAGCUGAUUGGUCAAUGGCUGGAUGUUCAAGGACUCCUCAUAUUUCUCUGUGUGCUGCUGUUGGUGAAACACGUUCGAGAUGUUUAUUCAAAGAACAUGCCCCCGGGACCUUUCCCUCUGCCUUUUGUUGGAAACCUCACAAACAUCGGCUUUAGUGAUCCACUGGGAUCCUUUCAGAGGAUUGCAGAGAAGUAUGGAGAUGUGUGCACACUUUAUCUGGGAACCAAGCCAUGUAUACUGAUGACUGGAUAUGAGACUUUAAAAGAGGCUUUUGUGGAGCAGGCAGACAUCUUUACUGACCGACCGUAUUUUCCUAUAAUGGACAAGCUUGGAAAAGGGAAAGGUUUGAUUAUGUCCAGUGGUCACAUGUGGCGUCAGCAGAGGCGCUUUGCUCUGGCAACACUGAAAUACUUCGGUGUGGGGAAGAAAACUCUAGAAAACGCCAUCCUGCAGGAGUGCCGCUUUCUCUGUGACUCCUUGCAGGCUGAACGAGGUUUGCCCUUUGACCCUCAGCAUCUUGUGACCAACGCUGUGUCUAACAUCAUCUGUGGGUUGGUGUUCGGUCACCGAUUUGAGUAUGAUGACCAUCAGUUUCAUCUAAUGCAGUCGUACAUCGAUAACAUCUUACAGCUUCCCAUCUCAAACUGGGGUCGGUUGUAUAAUCAGUUUCCCACCCUGAUGUCGCUGCUGCCAGGAAAGCACCAGACGGCAUUCGCCAGCAUGUCUAAACUUCAGCCGUUCCUAAAGGAGGAAAUUACCAAACACCAGCAGGACAGAGAGCCAUCCAGCCCCAGAGACUACAUCGACUGCUAUCUGGAGGAGAUCGAGAAGUGUAAAGACAGUGAUGCUGAGUUCACGGAGGAAAACCUGAUGUUUUGUGUCAUUGACCUGUUUGGAGCAGGAACAGAAACCACUUCCAACACCCUCAGAUGGGCUUUAUCUUUCAUGGUCAAAUAUCCUGACGUUCAAGAGAAGGUCCAGUCAGAGAUCGAUCAGGUGAUUGGACAGACCCGCCAACCACUGAUGGAUGACCGGACAAAUCUGCCGUACACCUAUGCCGUGAUCCAUGAAAUUCAGAGGUUCGCCAACAUUAUUACCUUUACGCCUCCCAGAAUGGCCAACAAGGACACGACGGUGGCAGGACAGCUCAUCCCAAAGGGUGUGAUGGUGAUGCCGAUGCUCAAGACAAUCCUACUGGACAAGAAUGAGUACAGCACUCCAUAUGAUUUCAACCCAGCUCACUUUCUGGACGAAAAUGGCAAGUUUUUGAAGAGAGAAAAUUUCAUCCCUUUUUCAAUAGGUAAGCGGAUGUGUCCAGGUGAGCAGCUGGCCCGUAUGGAGCUCUUCCUCUUCUUCAUCUCUCUGAUGCAGCGUUUCACUUUCCUUCCUCUCGAGGGACAAACGUUGAGUCUGAAAGGAACCGCGAGCGUCUCUUCUGCUCCUCAACCCUUCCAGAUACGUGCUGUGCCUCGAUAGACUACAGGAAUCACUUACAUCAGAUUUCUUAAAGGGACAGUACACCGUAAUAUGAACAUUUCCUCAUCAUUUCCUCACACUCAGGUGAUUUCUUGCUUCUGUUGAACACAAAACAAGAUAUUUC